This is a messenger RNA of Onychostoma macrolepis, 3580 nucleotides long. RefSeq names its product v-Ki-ras2 Kirsten rat sarcoma viral oncogene homolog (gene kras). Lineage: Eukaryota; Metazoa; Chordata; Actinopteri; Cypriniformes; Cyprinidae. The transcript is spliced from 6 exons. The record is from RefSeq and is a predicted model, not a curated record. The coding region runs from base 379 to 948 and encodes 189 amino acids. Gene Ontology annotation, cellular component: plasma membrane. Gene Ontology annotation, molecular function: GDP binding; GTPase activity; GTP binding. Gene Ontology annotation, biological process: Ras protein signal transduction.
GCAGCAAGCCAGUCUAUACCAAUACUGCCCUUAGCGGUUGUCAAAAGCCGGUCUUUGCCCAGUAUCGAAUAUGUCGAAGCACAUUCUCGUGUGCUACUACACUGUAAACUAAAGUGCAUUUAUUAUCCGUCGUAUAACCAUAUUUAGCCUGGAAUAACCAGUGUUGAUUACCGAUCAGUUAUUGAUCAAGCACAUCUCAUUGAAAGGACACCGAUCGGGAUUGUUUGCACCUACAGAUGUUUCGUCUAUUAUAAUGCAAGAUGCAUGCUGAUGCUCGGAAGGGGCUGCUCGACUGCGUAUUACUCGUCCUUUUAACCUCCUCCACCUACUGAAAAUAAUCGUAAACAGCUGAAAAUCGUUGAUAUUUUGGGGUGAAGAAUGACAGAAUAUAAGCUUGUGGUCGUGGGGGCUGGAGGCGUGGGCAAGAGUGCUCUCACCAUCCAACUCAUCCAGAACCACUUUGUGGAUGAAUACGACCCAACCAUAGAGGACUCCUACAGGAAGCAGGUGGUGAUUGACGGGGAGACGUGUCUCCUGGACAUCUUGGACACUGCAGGUCAGGAGGAGUACAGCGCCAUGAGGGAUCAGUACAUGAGGACAGGAGAGGGCUUCCUCUGUGUCUUUGCCAUCAAUAACACCAAGUCCUUUGAGGACAUUCACCACUACAGAGAGCAGAUAAAGCGAGUAAAGGACUCCGAGGACGUCCCCAUGGUCCUGGUGGGGAAUAAGUGUGAUCUUCCUUCCCGCAGUGUGGACACAAAGCAGGCUCAGGAUUUAGCACGAAGCUACGGCAUCCCGUUUAUAGAGACCUCAGCAAAGACGAGACAGAGAGUGGAAGAUGCCUUUUAUACUCUGGUACGGGAGAUCAGGCAAUACCGGCUGAGAAAACUCAGUAAAGAAGAAAAGACGACUCAAUGCAUCAAGCUUAAAAAAUGUGUUUUGAUGUGAGAGGGGGCGUGGACGACGCGUUUUAUACUCUAGUCCGAGAAAUCCGGAAACACAAGGAGAAGAUGAGCAAGGAAGGCAAGAAGAAAAAGAAGAAAUCCAAAACAAAAUGUAUAUUAAUGUGAACAAGCCUUUCCUGUCAUUAUAGACUCAAAAAAAAAAAAAAAAAGUUCCACAACUGCAUUUUGUACAUUACACUAAAUUAUUAGCCUCCUCAGAAUACAGAAUGGAUCCUUAUUCUACUUGCUUUCUUAAAAGAAAUAAGCUUUACUUCUCAUUCGGUGCCAGUUGCCCCAAAGUGUUGGUCCCCUUUAUGGCUUAUUUUAUCGGGUGGGCUGUCAGAACUGGUGUUAUUUUGCAGUUGGUUUAGAGUAGUUCAGCAGAUUUAUAAAGAAAGAUGUGGACAUGAAAAAAAAAGUUUUGGUGUGCUGUAUGAGAGAGAACUAGCCAUGUAGCUGUUUAGCCGUGAAAUUUGCAUGUGAGUCACUUGAUUUUACAGGAACUGAAACAUUGAGGAAUUACUUUUUUAGGACCAACACUUUCAGGGGGUGUUUUGAUACAUUAUCACUGUGUAUGACCCUGCCUUUGGAUGUCCCAGACUUCCAAAAACAACCUGCAUGUGAACUUCCAUUGUAGUCGGAUUAACGUGCCCUUUCUCGAAAGCCAUGGUAAUGUAUAUAUGGUGAAUUCUUAACCACGUUAACCUUAUUUCCCUGUUUGCAUGCUGUGUUCUGUUCUUUAAACUUCCAGGGAACGGUAAUGCGUUGAAUACUGUAUAAUAGCCACUGUUGUGUAGAAAGGAUUUUCUCAGUUGGUCCAAACUGGCGCUAUUGUUUCAACAAGGCCAUUAUUGUGAUUUCAGUUAAAUUCAUGAAGGUUUAUAUAGAAGUCAAAAUCUGCUGAGAGGUAACAUUGAAAAUGAUCGUCGUAAUGUUUUAUUAACCUUUUUAAACAACUGAGAAGAUGGUGAUCUGCAUUUUAUAAAAGGCACUUGUCAAUUUCAGGGAGUGAAGUACAAAUUUAUACUCGCAUGCGUUAUAUAUUAGGUAUGUUACGUUUCUGAAAGACAGCUUGUCGAAGCCGCUUGGCCCGCAUUUUCUUUUAGGUAAGCGAUAAGUAAAAACGUUUGUGUGUACAUUUUGUUUUUGGGAAAUGCGUGCUCUCCCUGAACCUCUGCUGGCUUCUCGUAAAUGCUACCGAAUAUUGUGCACGUUAUUUUUUUGACAGGCAAAAUGUUUACAUUCAGCUGUCGCGAAUUCGUUGACUUUUGAAAACCAAGUAAAUUUUCUUGUUUCUUUUUUUUCUGGAAAGGAGUGGUUUUGAUGCACAAAGUUGUCUCUUAUAACGCAAAUCUUUUCUUUAAACGCAUGAAAAUGCAGAUCCUGUUGUAAGUAAUAGUGAAAAAUCACUUUUUAAAACUGGCGUUUCAUUAUUGCGCCUUAGCAGAUUUUGACUCGCAAAUAUAAAGCUGUUGACCAAUCAGAAUCAAGUAUUCCAGGGAGUGUGUAAUCAUUUCGAAUCUCUUUUCUGUAAGGAUCUACACUAGCGAACACCUCACUUCUGCACUCAAAGGAGGAUUUUUAUGACGUAUGAAUAUUUACCCUCUUGUGCCCAGCCAAACAGCGCCUUAGAAGUCGGAGUAAUUACGUUGAAUUGUUUUUGCUAAAUUUUGAUUGGUGAAUAUAACCUACUGUACCACUAGUUGAGAUGCAAAUAUAUGUUAAAAAGAAGGAAGAAAACAAAUGCCUUGGUUGUUUAUGCUGCCAUUGACCAUCAAGACGUUCUGGUUCUAGAAGCCCAAUUCUAGUCGAAUCGAAGCCGAACGCAUAAAUUCCCAAGAGUCAGUCAUGAAUAGUAUACAAUGGUAAAAAUGUGGCUAGCUUAGUCCUGGAGGGCAAAUUUUCAGCCAUCACUCAAACCAAAGAGAGUGAUAUAUAAAGAUUUAUUUUGUGUGGCAAUAUUUGUGAUGUCAUGAUGAUGUAAUUUAUAGGAGAUUUCCAAUAUAUACGAACAGAAUGUUGCUUUAAAACCUUCGGUGAGCUGUUUUACCAUGCGUCCUUAACCAUUACUAGUUUGUUUUUCUAAUAAUUGUUUCUAUAUCACAGUUUGACUAAUACAGAGAAAUCUAAACAGGAAAUAAAUCAGGAUGUCCGCUCUUAUGCAAAUUUAAAGUGUUUUGGGUGAUUUCUGUUCCCUUUAAAAUCAUUUACUAGCCGUCUGUAACGCGAGUAGCAAAGUCAUUAGAUAUUUUUGGAAAUGUUCUGUCUGUUUGUGUGCCAAUUGCAAAUGUUGAUAAAAUGGUUCACGUAUACAUGGACCUUGUUUUAACAGCCUUUGUACGGUUGUGAUAAGAAAGAUGACUAUUUUGUAAAUUGUGCUUUUUUUUUUUUUUUUGGUUUAAUGAAUCGAAUGACACUUAAUUGUAAUUAAGGGUCACGUGUUAACGUCUAUGAGAAAAUGCCGAUCUGAGGUCGUCUUUCGCAUCUGUCAUGUUUUGGUGAAUGUGAUUUUUAUUAGGAUGAGGAAAGCUGUUCUCAGAUCUGCACUGUUUUAUAAAUACAACCCAAUCCUGUUUUCCCCCAUUAAUCUCAUCAGUCUUAUUUAAUGUGUAAUUAAAAGAAAUGCAUAAAACCCA